Pocillopora verrucosa is the source of this 3012-nucleotide messenger RNA. RefSeq names its product counting factor associated protein D. Gene Ontology annotation, cellular component: lysosome. The record is from RefSeq and is a predicted model, not a curated record. Gene Ontology annotation, molecular function: cysteine-type endopeptidase activity. Lineage: Eukaryota; Metazoa; Cnidaria; Anthozoa; Scleractinia; Pocilloporidae.
UAAACAUGCUCGUUUUUUUCCCGAACGGGCUGGAAAUAACUUACGUUCAUCCCCAUACCGCGCUCGAACGGUGUCUCCGAAAUACCGUAUGACAUGAUUGGAUGGAGCGUGUAAGCUGUGCUUUUAAUACUCGACGUUUACUUGGGUGGUGGUUUUGUAAGAGACCAUCGUGGGACCUGUCGAUCUCUUGAUUAUAACGUUGAGGAGAGGCCGUCGUUUGGGAUAUGCCUUAUGGAAGAGCGGUUUGGGUUUGUUUCAUGAUCGUUGGUUACUUGAAAUGCAUCGGGAGUACACCUGUCGAAAAAGAGACGCAGGGUGGUAGCAAAUCGGAACAAGAGGGCAAACCUGGUCCUGAUUUACGAAGUUUGCAUUUUCCCGCGGAGUAUCAUGCAACGGGUGUCUUGUCGCUUCCCACAAGCAACAUUAACGAGCCUUUUGAGGUUUGGCACAGCCAGGCUUACGACAAGAGCCGAAUAGAUUACUAUCAUGGUGAAGUGAAAACGUUUCAAAGAGGAGAUUUAGGAAGACAUGGAAUGUUCUUUAAAAUCGUCCCAAAGUACUCUUACAAGCGUCAUAAGAAUGAUCGCCAUUUUCUGGGAUGUUGGAAGAGGUAUGGGUCCAAGUCUCGCAAGGCUAAGGCCCAGUCUGUUCUGCCGUGUAACACGGCUUGGCCCUUCAAGUCUCGUCUGGAAGACUUCAAGUAUGAGGGUGAUGCUGUUAUCAAUGGAAAAGAAUGCACCAAGUGGAGUUACAACGUGACCGUAUUUGAACGCAACAACUCGUACUUGUUUUACGCAACGAAGACCAACCCACCCAAACCUGUGUACUUUGAAAUGAACGGCUACGAUACUCUGUUGGUGUCGUACUACGACAAGUAUACGAUUCAUUAUCACAGUUUUGAGGAGUGGGAUUAUGAUCCGGAUGAUGAUCCGGAUGUCUUAGAGAUUCCACAUUUGCACCAUGACAAGUGGUGCUGGAACAUUGACAAGAGGUCACGUGACAGUGACGGUGCCUCUAUGUCCCUGAACCCUAUGGGAGAGUUCGCCAUGCUCCACCAUGAGGAGGACCCUGUGGAUAGAGAUUUUCACGAUUUUCGUAAGAAACACAAGAGAGAUUACAAGGACAAAAUUGAGCAUCAACAAAGGAAACACAUAUUUAGACACAAUUUAAGAUACAUUCGUUCGAUGAACAUGAAAGGCAACUCGUAUCAUUUAACUGUGAAUCACUUUGCUGACCUGACGAAUGAAGAAUUUGAUAAUCACAAAGGACUCAUGCCGGGAGAUGGAGGUUACGGAUCACGUGACGUCGAUGACGCCUAUGACGAUCAAGAGUACGAUGACGAUACCGUUGAACGGCGGGAAAAAAUCAAGAAGAAGAAAAGUAGAUAUGGUCAUGUUCCUGUUGAACUGGACUGGAGGAAAUAUGGCGCUGUUCUUCCUCCAAAAGGCCAAGGAACAUGUGGCUCCUGUUGGGCUUUUGCUGCAGCUGGUGCAGUGGAAGGUGCCAAUUUCAUUCAGACUGGUAAAUUGGUUGAUUUGUCAGAGCAGCAACUCCUGGACUGCACAUGGGCCACACCUGGUGCCACGCAUGGCAACAACGGUUGUCUUGGAGGCUGGACUUGGAAGGCGUUUUCUUGGAUCAAGAAGUUUGGUAUUGCUACAGCUAAAAGUUACGGACAUUACCGGGGACAGGAAGGGUAUUGUAAAACCAAGGGACUGAAAAUUGGAGCUAGAAUUCACAGUUAUAGAAGAGUCAAACGCUACAACGAGGAAGCGCUUAAGAAAGCAUUGGCUUACCAUGGCCCUGCCACCAUUUCUAUCAAUGCAAAUCCUAAAGCUUUAAAAUUCUACAGUCAUGGCGUCUUAGACGAUAUCACAUGUAAUAAUAAAACCGAUCAUGCCGUGUUAUUGGUCGGGUAUGGCACCGAAAACGGGGUUCCUUAUUGGCUCAUUAAAAACUCUUGGUCCCAUAACUGGGGAGAUAGUGGAUUUAUCAAAAUCAGACAUGGACUUUGUGGAGUAGAAAAGAGACCUUUUGUUGUGCUGAACAAGGGACGGAGGCCUUUACCCUGGAAACUUGAAGAAAAGGCAAACAAAGAGAAGGAAACUUUAUUGAAGAAAAAGUUACGAGAGGAAAUGGAGGCUAAAGCAGCGAGACACAACACAAAAGAUGAAUAUAAAAUUGUUCGAAAAGACGCAAUAGAAGAUCCUGAUUUCAGAGAUAUAGAAGAUGACGAAUAUGUGGACGAUGUAGACCUUUGGUGACCUUUACAUAGAGAACCAGGAAGGUUCUUGCCUUAGAAAUGUUCAGCUCCAGCUCCGCUCCUGCAAAAAGAGAACUUCCUUUUUAGAUUCUACUCCCUGUACAUACAAUGCCAUUUGAUCUCGCUGGCUUCGGCACAUGCUUUAUCGCUAUAAAUACCUGUACAUUGCUUCAGACUUUCUUUCUCGUAGGUGUGCAGUGUAAAUCACUUCUGAUGCACUAUUCUUUAAGCAGCUAUAUCUCAAUAAAUUGUCUCGUGAAACUUACAAUUUGAAGCGGAAGCGAAGGGCUUGGGUCAAAGUGGCCCGCAACACCAUGCAAGUCAUACUUUAAAUGAACAGAGAUCGAGACAAGGAAAUAUUCUUAACCUCAGAACCUACUAGUCGCUAGAUAUUACUUGAUUUGAGAAAAAAUGUCAAUGAAUCUGCAAAAUAAGCAGUGAAUUCAUGGUUUGUAAGAUUUUAAGUCAAUUAAUCUGACUAAAGGUUACUUUUGAUACAGACACUCGUCAGAAAAACCUUAAUUCUACCGCUUCGAAAUACGAAACUUUCACCGUACAAAUAUGCUGUGGAAAUUGUACCAUAUACAGUCUAAGUUCAAAUUACUUCAUACAAAUCAAAUGUUGUUAAUAUCACAAUGGUAUUCUUAAGACUGCCGCUGAACUGUCAGGUAUUGAACUGUGUACAUAUUUAUUUUUAUAGCUAUGCCAAAUAUAGUUACAGUUUAGUACAAUGUAUAGAAUAUUUUAUA